Molecule: messenger RNA, 309 nt
Organism: Pelobates cultripes (western spadefoot toad)
Lineage: Eukaryota; Metazoa; Chordata; Amphibia; Anura; Pelobatidae
Source: the annotation of a GenBank genome assembly
AUGGAAUGUGGCACCACCUCUGUUACUGACCACUCCUCGCCUGUGACAGUGGCUCUGUGUGCAGCCUAUUGUACGGCUCGGCCUAUACCACGAGCGCCCGUUAGGGGGCAGCAUAGCGCCUCUAGCCCUAUAUUCAAACUGCCUGCAAACAAAAGAGGGGAAAAAAGUACAAAGAUCAGGAGCCGGAGAGUAAGUGAAGGAGAUCAGAAGCCGGCUGGCAGGGAGCUGGAGCCAGUGGCAGCAGCAGCUGCAGUUUGGGACUCUCUCUUACCAUCACUUGCUGCUCUCUCCUGGUGGAGCUGCACGCCU